AUGGAUAGCGAAUAAAUUCCUGAAGAAAUUAAAAAAUUUUUUGAUGAAAGAGCUUAGUUAUAGUCUUUUAGAAGAUAGCUGAGAUUGUAAAAUAUUAAGGCUAAGGAGAAUUAUGCUAACUUAAAAAUGGAUUAAAGAGUUUUAAAGCUUUAGUAAGUUACCAAGUUUCUCAAUAAACUUAAGGGAAGCAGACCUAUGGAUAGAGAUGCUAUUUUGAACGAAAUAGAUAACUAUAAUUUGCAAAACUACAUUAGCGAAAUUACUAUCUCAAUUGCUGAUUAUAAUAUCACUGAUAAUGAUAUUCUUUACUUUGUUUAGCUUUGUUCCAAACUUCAUUAAAGUUAUGAAGAUUUCAACAUACAAAUGGUUAUUUAGAUUUAAAAGCAAAUCAAAACAAUUAUCCCUUAAAAGGAAAAAGAUGAAAAAGUUGUAGCAGUUAAAAGAAGAGACAUGAUGAGAUUCAUCGCUGAGCUCUUUGUUGUAGGCGUUACAAGCUAAUACGAUAAAAUGAUGGAAUGCUUAAAAGAUAUAAUAAAUCAUAAAGAAGCUCGUCCUCUUAUGUUAAAUGUUUAAACAGCUUUAAUGUUUUCUGACAGAUUUGGAUUUGAAAUUACUCGUCGCAAAGGCAUUAAAAUAAGUUUUAACUACAACAAGUAUGACGAUUUAGUCAAUAUCUUUGACUUUGAUCAAAUUGUUACACCUGAAAAAAUAUAAAAAAUUGUUAUGUAUUUCUAAUAUUAUUUAAAUAUAUUAAUGGAUCAUCUGAAGAACCUCUACGAUCUAAAAAUUCAAUAAGAUGAAAAGCUAAAUAAGCUAAUAAGUGAAGAAAAGCUUACAGAAAAAGAUGAAUAGGAAUACACUAGAACAAGAAACAAUUAUAUUAAUUUAUAUGAAGCUCUUUCUACUAUUGCUGAUAAUCUAGAAUUGGAUUUUAAAGUAAACUUUGGAGAAGAAGAAAGAGAAAAAAAAUAACAAAAAAUUCUAGAGGAGUAGAGGAGAAAGAAAUUAGAAGAAGAAGAGCGUCUUCGCUAAGAAAGUGAAAAUUUAUUUGACACUGAUGAAGAAAGGGCAUUCUAUGAAGAUAUAUUUGACUUAAAGGUUAAGCUUCCUGGAUCUCUUUUUUCCAAUAAUUACUUCUAAGGAAAUGUUUAAAAGACAUCUGCAAACAAUGAAAAUGAUGAUGAUUUAGAUUAAGACAAUGACAAUGAAAAAGAAUAAGAAGAGGAGGAGGAAGAAGAAAAAAAAGAUGAAGAGGAUGAAGACAAAGAUAAUGAUGAUAUUCCUAAGUCUUAUGAGCAAUUUAAAAAGAACUUAAAACACUGUGUCAGCUAAGAAAAGGCAGAUUUAUUAGCAGAAUAGUUUGUAUAUGUUAACAAUAAAUAAAAUAGAAAAAAAUUAGUUAAAGACAUUCUUGAAUACAGAAAAGAAUAUAAUUUGAUGGUUCCUCAUUUGUGUAGAUUUGUUGCUGUUAUUAGCAAGCAUUUUAAAGAUUUGGGUGAUAUGGUCGUAGAAAAAUUAAUUAAAGAUUUUGACUCCUACAGAGAAAAGUAGAGACAAGACUUUUCUUUCAGAGAUAAGAAAAUGAGAUAUUUAAAAUAUUUAUGUGAGCUAGCUAAAUUUAGAGUUUUAGAGCUUUUCAAAAUUUUAAAUAUUUUUAAAUCUCUUGUUGAUGAUUUUAACACUUAAUAAGUAGAUUUACUUUGUGUUAUCAUGGAUAAUGUAGGUAGAUUUAUUUAUAAUAACUAAGAAACUCGUUUUAGAUACAUCACUAUCCUUGACUAGCUUAACGUUCAUCUUCGUAAAGCUAAUUUACCCACAAAUAAGUCCAUAUAGCUUGAAAACUCUAUCAGUCUAUCCAAGCCCUCAAAGAAAAAGGCAAUUAAAUCUGAAAAAUAAAGAACUGAAUUAGAGCAAUAUAUUAGAUUUUUGGUUUUGGAAAAAUUAAACGAAAUGAGCUUCAGAGAAGUUACUGCUACUAUCUAAAAACUUAAAUGGGAUGAGUAGCUUGACGAUUAUUGCUUCAAUGCUAUCAUUAAGAGAGCUUUAAAGGGAAGAAUAGAUGAUAUAUAGCUAUGCGCUGGUUUACUCUCUUUCUUGAAUACAUUUAGACCAACACUAACUCUUAGAAUUGUAGAUGAUCUAUUAGAAAAGACUAUUUAUGGAAUGGAAUAAAAUGAAGUUUAGGAAUAACAAAAAAGAAUCAGUGUUGUGAGAUUCUUAGGAGAGUUAUACUUAUAUUAAGUUGUUGAAAUAGAUUUUAUUUUUGAUUUGCUUUAUCUAUGUAUUGAUUUUGGUCAUGAACCUUUUAGAACCUAAGAAGAAAUCGAAAGAAUUGAUAGCUAAGAGGAUUUAUUCAGAAUUUCUAUGAUUUGCAAUAUCCUUGAACCUGUUAGAUAAUAUAUCACAAAGAGACGCACAUUCCCUAAAAUGCUUAGAUUCUUAAUCUUUUUCCAAAGAUAUAUUCUCUCUAAGAAGUAUGUUCCUAUAGACAUAGAAUUCAUGGUCCUAGAUACUUUCGAAAGUCUAGAUUCAGGUAGCAGCAGAUUGACAAAAAUUAAAACUUACAAUGAUGCUAAUGAGCUUGUUAAUUCUAUAGAGUAAAAAGAGAAAAAAGGAACUCUGAAAACAGUGGAAGAAGAAUUGAAAGUAUUUUUGGGAAACCUUAUUUUAAAAAAUAAUAAACUGUAAGAUAAUAAUAAUAACUCAACCCAAAAUGAUUAAAAAUAAAAUUAAACUAAUAAAGCACCUAAUGAAGAAGAACAAAAACUCAAAGCUAUAAAUCAAUAAUAUGAUGAUGAUAUAGAAAGGGAACUCAAUUCAAUUAUAAAUCAUGACACUUAAAUUUAAUCAUAAAUGUUAAAUACAAAAAAUGUAAACUAUAAAAAGAAAAUCAUCAAUGCUACUGCUAAAGUUAACAUUCAAGAUGAUUCUGGAUAGACUAAAACCAUCACAAUUAUUAAAAAGAAAAAAGAUACAUAAAAAAAUGAUAUAACCAAUAUUAAUAAUUUCAUAUAUGGUCCUGAUGGUUUAAUUCAAAACGAACAAAUUCAAUUUAAAAUGCCUAAGACUAAAAAGAAAUGA
Molecule: messenger RNA, 3081 nt
Organism: Tetrahymena thermophila SB210
Lineage: Eukaryota; Ciliophora; Oligohymenophorea; Hymenostomatida; Tetrahymenidae
Product: MIF4G domain protein
Exons: 12
Biological process (GO): nuclear-transcribed mRNA catabolic process, nonsense-mediated decay
Cellular component (GO): cytoplasm; exon-exon junction complex
Molecular function (GO): protein binding; RNA binding
Source: RefSeq, a predicted model, not a curated record